Mus musculus (house mouse) is the source of this 805-nucleotide messenger RNA. It is a transcript of the gene Atp5mc1, whose product is annotated as ATP synthase membrane subunit c locus 1. Gene Ontology annotation, molecular function: proton transmembrane transporter activity. The transcript has 5 exons. The record is from RefSeq and is marked validated. Bases 84 to 494 code for a protein of 136 amino acids. NCBI's taxonomy places the organism in Eukaryota, Metazoa, Chordata, Mammalia, Rodentia, Muridae. Gene Ontology annotation, biological process: proton motive force-driven ATP synthesis; proton transmembrane transport. Gene Ontology annotation, cellular component: proton-transporting ATP synthase complex; cation channel complex; proton-transporting two-sector ATPase complex, proton-transporting domain.
GGGAGGUGAGUCAGUCACCUUGAGCAGGGAGUGUGCUGUGGGCCGAGCAGGGGCUGCAGGGGAGUGGGAGUGCAGAUUGAAAAAUGCAGACCACCAAGGCACUGCUCAUUUCUCCAGCUCUGAUUCGCUCCUGUACCAGGGGUCUAAUCAGGCCUGUGUCUGCCUCCCUCCUGAGCAGACCAGAGGCCCCAUCUAAGCAGCCUUCCUGCAGCAGCUCCCCUCUCCAGGUGGCCCGACGGGAAUUCCAGACCAGUGUCAUUUCCCGGGACAUCGACACAGCAGCCAAGUUCAUUGGUGCUGGGGCCGCCACAGUUGGUGUGGCUGGAUCAGGAGCUGGCAUUGGCACAGUGUUUGGUAGCUUGAUUAUUGGCUAUGCCAGGAACCCAUCUCUCAAGCAGCAGCUCUUCUCCUAUGCCAUUCUGGGGUUUGCCCUGUCUGAGGCCAUGGGACUCUUCUGUUUGAUGGUCGCCUUCCUCAUCCUCUUCGCCAUGUGAGGCUCCCUGGGGUCACCCAGCCGUCCCUGCUGCUUUGACUCCAUGCCAGUCCUGGUGCUGGAGUCUACUGAGCUUUACCAUUAAACAACAACAACAACAACAACAACGUUUCUCUAAACCAUGUGCCUGUGCCUGUCUUUCUACCCCGGGGGUAGGCGGCGUCUUUGGAAUGGUGAGAAGUGACACUUGGGUCAGCCUUGGUGAUAAGGCAGAGUGUGGAAGGGUCCCACCGUCUCCCAGGAGGAUAUGAAAUAGCCUGGGUAAUGAUGUUGGUGCUUUGUCACUUUCAAGUUUAGCAUACUGACAGGUGC